AUGGCGGCGGAGGAUGGUAUGGCCAGAGAGAAGACGGCGGAUACAUCGUUGUCAGCAACGGAGUCGGCGCCGAGAUCGCCGAAGAACAAGGUGAACUUCUUUUGCAGCUUCGGCGGAAAAAUCCUCCCAGGCCUGCCGACGGCAGCCUCAGGUAUGUCGGAGGCGAGACUCGCGUUGUGUCUGUUCCCCGCGACAUCAAAUUCUCCGGUACCCAUUCCCUUCUCUACCUAUGUGUAA
Thlaspi arvense is the source of this 237-nucleotide messenger RNA. The record is from the annotation of a GenBank genome assembly. NCBI's taxonomy places the organism in Eukaryota, Viridiplantae, Streptophyta, Magnoliopsida, Brassicales, Brassicaceae.